Messenger RNA from Menidia menidia (Atlantic silverside), 2763 nucleotides. NCBI's taxonomy places the organism in Eukaryota, Metazoa, Chordata, Actinopteri, Atheriniformes, Atherinopsidae. The record is from the annotation of a GenBank genome assembly.
AAACAACGAAGAAGAAAGCACAAUUACCUGACAACCGGAAGUUGUACUUCCGUGAACAGGGUGGGUUUGACGCUCCGGUCCGGAAAAGCAGCGACUUGCAGCGAAGCACUACGACCGAGCGAGAGUGGAGGGGAGGAGAGAGGAGAAGGAUGGGAGUGGGUUUUAUCCCAUCAAUGUCACCCAUAUCUUAGAGCAGACCCACAUAUUAUCUUGUCUACUUCUUGUUCUCGAGGAUUUUUCUCCACCAAGAUGUCGGCGUCGGCGAUAUUCAUCCUCGAUUUGAAGGGGAAGGUUCUGAUUUGCCGUAACUACAUGGGGAACAUGGACAUGAAUGAGAUUGACCACUUUAUGCCCAUUCUGAUGAAGAGGGAGGAAGAUGCUGAGAUGACGCCACUCGUCACCCAUGGCUCAGCACACUUCAUGUGGAUCAAGCACAGCAACCUUUACUUGGUGGCGAUGACUAAGAAGAAUGCCAAUGCUGCUCUUGUGUACUCCUUUCUUUAUAAAAUAGUACAGGUAUUUCAGGAGUACUUUAAGGAGCUUGAGGAGGAGAGUAUCCGUGACAACUUUGUGACAGUGUAUGAGCUGAUGGAUGAAGUGAUGGAUUUUGGGUUCCCCCAGACAACUGAGAGCAAGAUCCUACAAGAAUACAUCACCCAGCAGGGCCAUAAGCUCGAGGUUGGUGCACCCCGACCACCUGCCACCGUCACCAAUGCUGUGUCUUGGCGGUCAGAAGGCAUCAAAUACAGAAAAAAUGAGGUUUUCAUGGAUGUUAUCGAGUCAGUAAAUCUCCUGGUGAGUGCCAAUGGCAGUGUGCUGCGCAGUGAAAUAGUGGGCAGCAUCAAGCUCAAAGUGGUGCUGUCGGGGAUGCCUGAACUAAGACUGGGCCUCAAUGACAAAGUGCUGUUUGAGAUCACAGGAAGAGAGAAGAGCAAGACAGUUGAGCUGGAGGAUGUGAAAUUCCAUCAAUGUGUCCGUCUGUCACGCUUUGAGAACGACCGCACCAUCUCUUUUAUUCCCCCUGAUGGCGAGAGUGAGCUAAUGUCGUACCGGCUCAACACAACCGUGAAGCCUCUUAUAUGGAUUGAGAGUGUGAUUGAAAAGUUCUCUCACAGCCGCGUGGAGAUUAAAGUGAAGGCUCGAAGUCAGUUUAAGAGUCGGUCCACUGCCAACAAUGUGUCUAUUCUGGUGCCAGUCCCCAGUGAUGCUGACUCACCCAAGUUCAAGACCAGCACCGGCAGUGCCAAGUGGGUGCCCGAGAAGAACGUGGUGCAGUGGAACAUCAAAUCAUUCCCUGGGGGUAAGGAGUAUGUGAUGCGGGCACACUUCGGUCUACCCAGUGUGGAGAGUGAUGAGCUGGAGGGAAAGAGACCAAUCACAGUUAAUUUUGAGAUCCCUUAUUUCACUGUGUCUGGCAUUCAGGUGCGCUACCUAAAAAUCAUAGAGAAGAGUGGCUACCAGGCGUUGCCAUGGGUACGCUACAUCACACAAAGUGGAGAUUACCAGCUCCGGACAAACUAAAGGGCACAGAUGCUGCUAGACGAAUGGAUAUUUUCUCUCUCUGUCGGUCUUCGUGUCUGUUCUCUCCAUUUGUCCCGCUGACAGUGGAGGACAGGUGCGUGCAGGCAUACGAAGUUUUUCCCCACUAUGAAUGGAAGCAGGACGUCUUCUCUUAUUCCUUUACUAAGCUCAAACAGCAAAGAGUGUUGCAUCACCACUGACCUGAAACUACUUUCAAACACUCCUCAGGACUCCACUAUAAUAUUUCAGAAAAAUGAAUAACAACUCAAGCUAUGGCACAGUUUAUAUCAAACAUUGUGUCAAAUGAUCAUUUAAACAAUUAUGUUUUACGAUCAAACAGUAGCUGUGGUAUUUCAUUCAUUUUUUAUAUUUUUGAUUUACUUAUUUGUUCUAAAUGGGCCAUAAAGGCUGAAAUUUGCAGUGUGCUUGUUCCCCUCAAUAUAACAUAAUCUUAAUCUUAAACUGUCAGCAUUUUCAUUCCUCAUACAUAUAAAUUAUUCUAAUUAUUUCAUUAAGAUGUAUCUAACUUUGUUUCUCCUCUCAAAGAACCUCUACUUCAGUUCACUAUCCUAAAGAAAGGGGGGAAAUAAUCAUCACCAUUAGCACUGCGAACAUAAUCCCCAGUGCACUGAAACGAACACCAGCAACCAGGUCAAUGAUUAAUAAGGUGCAAUAUUGUCAAAGGCAUUGACAGUGUAACAUAAUACCCCAGACCCAUGGGGCUUGUAACCUUGUCCUUGUUCGAGAAAUCAGCUUAGUAGCUCCGAGGCAGUGAGUCAAAGAACGAGUAUUGUGCAGAUAAUUUUUUUGGUGUAUUUAUUUGUUGUUUAAACCAUAAUGGUUUAUGUAGGAGGUGAAGGGGAUAAAAUUACUUGAACGCUUUAUGUGGAAUCUGAGUGGGUAAUGUUAAAGGGUAAUUGUCUCUCCAUGGUUUUUUCAUUUUUAUAUUUCUAUUGUCCCUUUUUUAUCUCUUUUGUUUUGCUGUGGUUUCUUUACUCUGUUUGAGCAGGUUGUGGCAUUCUUCACUGUUUGUUAUUGUGAAUACAUUACAUUUUUACGACACGUGCUGUUAUAUCCCUCCAUUACAAUCAUUCAUUUAUCUUAAAUGGGGCCAGUUCAGACACCAGUGGGGAUUUUUUUAGUCUUUUUGAUAAUUUGUUGUCUUUAAUUUAUCAACCACUGUUUGUCCCAAUGAGGCAAAGAGAUAUAUUUGGAAAUAAACUUUUUUUUUUAUGAAUCCUU